Messenger RNA from Colossoma macropomum (tambaqui), 742 nucleotides. It is a transcript of the gene lim2.4, whose product is annotated as lens intrinsic membrane protein 2.4. The record is from RefSeq and is a predicted model, not a curated record. Lineage: Eukaryota; Metazoa; Chordata; Actinopteri; Characiformes; Serrasalmidae. Gene Ontology annotation, cellular component: plasma membrane. The transcript is spliced from 5 exons. Gene Ontology annotation, molecular function: structural constituent of eye lens. The coding region runs from base 79 to 600 and encodes 173 amino acids.
UCUCACUCCCUCUUUCCUCCUAAAGCAUAAAUAAAGAGGGAUUUACUUCAGAGAAGACACGUCGCAGUUUCUGUCAGGAUGUACAGCUUUAUGGGUGGCGGUCUGUUCUGUGCCUUUGUGGCCAACGUCCUGCUGGUGGUGUCCACGGCGACGGACUACUGGAUGCAGUAUCGGCUGUCGGGCAGUUACGCGCAUCAAGGCCUCUGGCGAUACUGCAUGGCCAACAAAUGCUACAUGCAGACUGCAAGCAUUGCAUACUGGAAUGCCACACGGGCAUUCAUGAUCCUGUCAGGCAUGGCAUGCUUCGGAGGUAUCAUGGCAGGCAUCCUGUCCUUUGCACAGUUCUCUGCCUUUGAGAGGUUCAAUCGCUCCUUUGCUGCAGGCAUCAUGUUCUUCAUCUCUACUUUCUUUGUGCUAGUAGCCAUGGCCAUCUACACUGGAGUGACCCUGAGCUUCUUGGGCAAGCGCUUCGGUGACUGGCGCUUCUCCUGGUCCUACAUACUGGGCUGGGUGGCCAUGCUAAUGACCUUCUUUGCAGGGAUAUUCUAUAUGUGUGCCCACCGAAUGUAUGAGUCAAGGAGAGUGGUUGGACCUCGCUGAGCAGAAGCAAAUCUUCUUCUUUGCAAACAGAGGACAUUUUGCACCCAGAAACUCAGAAUCAAAACAGAACAGCUUUGCUUCUCCUGACUUAAUGGUUUGAAACACUGCAGUUCAUGGACACAAAGAGAUUUCAAUAGCUGCA